Drosophila sulfurigaster albostrigata is the source of this 4029-nucleotide messenger RNA. RefSeq lists its product as uncharacterized. Gene Ontology annotation, molecular function: nucleic acid binding. The record is from RefSeq and is a predicted model, not a curated record. Lineage: Eukaryota; Metazoa; Arthropoda; Insecta; Diptera; Drosophilidae.
AUGGCAUACAUCAAACAGAAAAGUCUCUGUCUAAACUGUUUCGCAAGAGGUCACCAACUCCGAGAGUGUACGAGUGCGCACAAUUGCUUUACAUGCAAAGGGCGGCACAACACUCUUCUCCAUCGGGGUGACAGUGCCCACAAUGGUGCCUCUUCUUCUUCUUCCAAUAUACAGUCCACUCCAAAUCCAACGGCAACCAAUGUGCAGAAUUUCUUUGCCAAUAAUGCUCAGAAUGUCCUUCUCGGCUCGGCGGUCAUCAAUGUUUGCCACUUGGGCACUACAUAUACCGCACGUGCGCUAAUUGAUUCCGGGUCCGAAGCGACCUUCAUUUCUGAGCGUUUGUUCCGACGCAUUAAGUUGCCUUUCCAGUCCGUGCGAGCCCAGGUAUCCGGGCUAAAUCACGCAGUUGCGGCCCAAUCGCAGAAGUUAUGUCACUUCAGCAUUGGUUCUCCGACGAAGCCGAGGCUCCAUAUCGAGACUUCGGCAUUCGUAAUUCCACAGUUGGCAGGCAAACUGCCCUCCUUCGAUAUGCCGCGAACUUUCCUAAAGGAUCUACCAGCGAUAGAGCUGGCAGAUCCACACUUCUACAAGAGCGCUCAGAUCGAUAUACUAAUUGGCGCGGAUAUCCUUCCGUCGGUCAUCUUGAGCGGCUCCCGGCCAAACAAUUGUGGCUCACUCCUUGGGCAGGAAACCGUGUUUGGCUGGAUUCUUACCGGCCCAAUCUCCCAGAGUAUGUCGACAACUGUUUCUGCGUUUCGACAAGAGUCGCCCUCCAAGCAGACGAACAGCUCGACAGCCUACUUUCCAAAUUUUGGGAGGUGGAGGAUAUUCCAGCGAAGCAUAAAGGAGUCAGACUUCGUUUGCGAAGAAAACUUCGUUAAGACUACUUCUCGUAGCAAAUGUGGUAGAUAUCGGGUGACUCUUCCAUUCCGGAAGCCCGAUGGCAUUGAACUGGGUCAUUCCAGAUCUAUAGCGCUGGCUCAAUUUCUCAAGAACGAGAAUCGUUUGUCAAGAAACGAUUCUCUAAAGGAACAGUACAAUGCCGUUCUCCAGGAGUACGUGGACUUGGGUCAUAUGACACCCAUAUCGCCUCAGGCGAUUGUCACGACUCCUAAUUUCUACCUGCCUCACCACGCCGUUUUCAAACCAGAUAGCACCACAACGAAGGUGCGGGUCGUUUUCAACGCAUCUUGUCCAUCCUCGAAUGGCAAGAGUCUGAAUGAUAUCCUUCAUUCAGGGCCCAUUCUCCAAUCGGAUCUCACGUUACAGAUCCUCAGAUGGCGAUACUAUCGAUAUGUGUUCAAUGCGGACAUAACGAAGAUGUAUCGCCAAAUCCUCAUGGACUCAAAGCACACACCGUUCCAACGAAUUCUGUUCCGCACGUCGGACGGUGAGAUCCGUGACUUUGAGUUGAACACAGUGACAUUCGGUGUCAACUGUGCGCCUUUCCUGGCUCUACGAGUCCUCCAGCAACUUGCUGAUGACAUACGCUUGGAGUAUCCUCUCGCAAGCCGAGUCAUUUCCAACAACAUGUACGUGGACGACGUCCUAGCGGGGACACACACAAGAGAAGAGGCCAUCCGGACCAUUGCGGAAGUGUGUGCAGCCCUGGACAGCGCUGGCUUCCCGCUGAGGAAGUGGACGUCGAACCAUAAGAGCGUGCUGAAGGACAUUCCAAAGGACCAUCUACUUCGAGAAGAUUUCCUUGAACUCGAAGACUCCAGUACGGCGAAAACUCUGGGCAUCAGGUGGCAAGCUCACGAUGACGAGUUCUUCUUCAUGCCACCCGAAGUUUCCCAUCAGGACUCCUACACGAAGAGGGAAGUGCUCUCGCAAAUCGCUAAGCUUUUCGACCCAGCCGGGUGGCUGGCCCCUUUCGUUAUCCGAGCCAAGAUCUUCAUGCAGGAGAUCUGGCUGAGAACGCUCGAAUGGGACGAGCAUCUACCCACGGAUCUUUCACUCCAAUGGAAGGAGUACCUCCAGAGCUAUCCUGCUCUGGGAAAGAUCCGGAUUCCAAGAUGGGUCCAAUUCCAGACACGAGUGAAGCUCCAGUACCACGGAUUCUGUGAUGCAUCAGAAAGGGCGUACGGAGCAGCGAUCUAUGUCCGUGUGGAGACGGCGAACAAGGUUUCCACGCAUCUCCUUACUGCGAAGACAAAGGUGGCUCCUGUCAAGUCUCUCUCAGUGCCACGUCUGGAGCUUUGUGGCGCCGUCCUGUUGGCUGAGCUAUCUGCAGCCCUCCUCCUGAAUCUGCCAGCAGAAAGUUUCCAGACUUUCUAGACCGACUCAACAAUUGUUCUCGCCUGGUUGAACAAGCCACCCUGCCGAUGGACAACCUUUGUGGCCAAUCGUGUGGCCAAGAUUGUCCAAGCCAGCGACGCCAAGAACUGGUCGCAUGUGCGAUCCGAGCACAAUCCGGCAGAUCUUGCAAGCCGUGGUGUCCUGCCACAAGAAUUGAUUCGUAAUCCUUUGUGGUGGCAUGGACCAGAGUGGCUUCAUCUCCCGUCGGAGCAAUGGCCAACAUCUCCAAGUCCCAUUCCGGAGACUCUGCUGGAGCAGCGGAUUAAGUGCAACGUCGCUAAGUUACCUCCGACUCCCGACUUCCUGAGCAAGUUCUCUGAGUUUGGCAGGGCACUGCGCACGUCUGCCUAUGUUCUCCGAUUCAUCGAUAAGAGUCGGAAGUUGGCAGUUCCAAGCUCUACCGUGGUCCAGGCGGAUGAGCUGUCACGGAUCCAAGAGCGGCUAAUCGUCAUGGCUCAACGACACACUUUCCAACAGGAAUACCAAUGUCUGCAGUCCAAGCAGCCGGUUCCUUCCUCAAGUUCAAUCCGAAAUUUGAACCCUUUCCUCGGGCAAGGGAUUCUACGGGCCUGUGGGCGUCUGAGGGCGUCCCACUCGCUGCGUUACGAUGAGAGUCAUCCAAUCAUCCUCUCGUAUUCCUCGUCCUUUGCACGACUACUGGUUCGUUUCACCCAUCGUAUAUCCUUACAUGGGGGUAACCAAGUCGUCAUGCGGCUGAUCCGUUCCAGAUUCUGGAUUCCAAAGUUGAAGGUCCUCGUUAAAUCCACCAUCAACUCCUGCAAGGUUUGCGUCAUCUACAAGAAGAGAUUGCAGACCCAAAUGAUGGGGAACUUGCCCAAGGAAAGGGCGUCCUACUCGAGACCGUUCACGCACACUGGAGUCGACUUCGCCGGCCCAUUCGAAAUAAAGAACUACACUGGCCGAGCCUGCCUUAUCACCAAAGGAUAUGUCUGCGUCUUCGUGUGCUUCAGCACGAAGGCGAUCCACUUGGAGGCAACAUCGGAUCUCACGACGGAGAAAUUCCUGGCCGCAUUCUCCCGUUUCAUCGCACGGCGCGGGUGUCCACACCAAAUGUACUCGGACAACGGGAAAACCUUCGUUGGAGCUGACAAAGUGAUCUCCAACGACUUCUUGGAAGCGACGAGGGAGUGCAUUAUCGCACAACACGCCCACAAGAGCCUAUCCUGGCACUUCAACCCGCCGGGCGCCCCGCAUAUGGAGUUGUCCACUCUUCUCGCUAAGAUCGAAGCCUGCCUGAACUCAAGGCCGAUUUCCCCUAUGUCCGAGGAUCCUGCGGACUUACUAGCGCUCACUCCUGGCCAUUUCCUCAUAGGUGGCCCUCUUAUUUCGGUGUUGGAACCACCAAUUAAUCAACCGGCCACCUCCAUCCUCAACCGAUGGCAGCGACUGAAGGCUCUUCACCAACAAUUUUGUUUCCGUUGGAAAGAUGAGUACCUGAAGGAGCUGCACAAACGGACGAAAUGGCAAUCCCCUACCCGGAACCUUCGGAUCGGUGACAUGGUCGUCAUAAAGGAAGACAACCUCCCCUCUAACGAGUGGCGCCUAGGACGGGUGCUGACGACGUGUCCAGGCACCGACGCCAAGGUCCGAGUGGUAGAUGUGCUCACGGCGCGGGGUACCAUCCGAAGACCCGUUGCCAAACUUAUCCUACUCCCGAUGGACAGCAAGACUGACCCCUCCACGUCAGAAGGACUGAAGGACGAAUAA